Aspergillus pseudotamarii is the source of this 903-nucleotide messenger RNA. Its product is annotated as putative mitochondrial DNA replication protein. Gene Ontology annotation, molecular function: tricarboxylate secondary active transmembrane transporter activity. The record is from RefSeq and is a predicted model, not a curated record. Gene Ontology annotation, cellular component: mitochondrion. Bases 1 to 903 code for a protein of 300 amino acids. Gene Ontology annotation, biological process: alpha-ketoglutarate transport; mitochondrial citrate transmembrane transport. The transcript has 6 exons. Lineage: Eukaryota; Fungi; Ascomycota; Eurotiomycetes; Eurotiales; Aspergillaceae.
AUGGUCGCCAUUGAGAAGGGCGAAAUCAAGGCCAGCGCCCUGCUGUUGGGUGCUGGUUUGAAUUUCUUCGAAGUGACUUCCCUAGGACAACCAUUGGAAGUUAUCAAGACGACAAUGGCUGCAAACCGAAGUGACGCUUUUGGGAUGGCCUUGAGAAGGAUUUGGGCCCGCGGGGGCUUUUUUGGAUUCUACCAGGGGUUGAUCCCAUGGGCGUGGAUCGAGGCCUCUUCGAAGGGGGCCGUGCUUCUCUUUGUUGCAAGUGAAACCGAUCGUGCCACUCGGUCUAUUGGCUUUGGAAACUUCAGUGCUGGAAUCACCAGUGGAAUGAUGGGAGGCUUGGUACAAGCCUACGCGACAGUCGGCUUCUGCACGUGCAUGAAAACAGCCGAGAUUACCAAGCAGAAGGUCAUGGAGGCGGGUGGCAAACCCGCCUCAACAUGGUCGACUUUCAGGGAUGCUUAUAAUCGAGGUGGAAUCCGAGGCAUCAACAAAGGUGUCAAUGCUGUGGCUGUUCGACAAGUUACCAACUGGGGCUCUCGAUUCGGCCUGUCCCGAAUGGCAGAGAAUACCAUUCGCUCGGUGACAGGGAAGACAGACGAAAGUCAGAAACUGAAUGCCGGUGAAAAGAUCCUCGCUUCUGGUUUGGGUGGUGGCCUAUCGGCCUGGAACCAGCCUAUUGAAGUGGUGCGAGUUGAGAUGCAGAGCAUGAAGGCGGAUCCCAAUCGACCGGCCAAUCUGAAUAUGUUGAGCACGGUCAGGUAUAUAUACCAGGAAAACGGACUCAGAGGACUGUAUAGAGGCGUUACGCCUCGAGUUGGGCUCGGAAUAUGGCAGACUGUCUGCAUGGUUGCCUUCGGCGAUAUGGCGAAAGAAACGGUGGAAAAGCUCGUUGGCGGAAAGUAG